AUGAAUACCAUCACUUCCACUGUUAAUACUACUUCUGUUAAUACCAUUAGAAUUAGUGAUCAAAAUCAGUCUAAUAUGAUCAAUAAUUCUAAAUCAUCUGUAUUUAUAAACUAUUCAUCAAUCAACAUUUGCUCCAUUCCAUUUAUUCACUCUGAUUCUAUCGGUAAUACAACAACAAUUCACACUGGUCAAAGCAAUUUAAUUUGUAUUGCUUUACGUAAGCAAUUAUUUGGUGGAAUUGAUGAACCAUUUUAUAGUACACCCAUUCCUAAAUUAUUAUUUAAAGAUAUUCAUGAGAACUUGGAGAAUAUUUCUCCUAAUCCUUUGAAUUUAGCACCAUCAUCUUCAUUAUCGUUAUCAUCAUCAUCAUCAUCAUCAUCAAAAUCUCAUAAUAUUCCAUUAUCAUAUGAUAAUCCUAAUAAUAAUAAUAAUUCACGUCAUUUAUGGGAUGAGAAUUCAUUAGAUAUACCAUUAUCACCAGUAUUACAUCAAUUACAAUAUAAUAUACAAUCAUCUAUUGAUACUAAUUAUCAUCAUCAUCAUUCUUAUACAUAUUUAUCUAAAAAUCAUCAUAAUUUAUUCCCUUCCAAAUUCAUAGUACCAACUAUACAACAAUCAACAUUACAUAAUCAAUCAUGUCAUCGUCGAUUACAUCCUCGUCGUAAUUUAUUCCAAUAA
Schistosoma margrebowiei is the source of this 678-nucleotide messenger RNA. Lineage: Eukaryota; Metazoa; Platyhelminthes; Trematoda; Strigeidida; Schistosomatidae. The record is from the annotation of a GenBank genome assembly.